Messenger RNA from Elgaria multicarinata webbii, 6278 nucleotides. RefSeq names its product mbt domain containing 1 (gene MBTD1). Bases 51 to 2015 code for a protein of 654 amino acids. Gene Ontology annotation, cellular component: nucleus. The record is from RefSeq and is a predicted model, not a curated record. Gene Ontology annotation, molecular function: zinc ion binding; chromatin binding. Lineage: Eukaryota; Metazoa; Chordata; Lepidosauria; Squamata; Anguidae. Gene Ontology annotation, biological process: negative regulation of DNA-templated transcription. The transcript is spliced from 16 exons.
GGGGAGGAGAGCGGCGGCCGUAGGAGGCAUCCCCUGCCCAUGAGGGCCUGAUGGAAAACACAAAGGACCUGUCUGAACAUCCUUCACGGUCAGAAAGGAAGAGACGUGACUCAUUCGGGAUGUUUGAUGGUUAUGAUAGCUGCAGUGAGGAUACCAGUAGUAGUUCCAGUUCUGAUGAGAGUGAAGAGGAAGUUACUCCAUUGCCCUCAAGUCUCCCAAUUAUCAAGAACAAUGGACAGGUCUACACAUAUCCAGAUGGCAAGUCUGGCAUGGCUACCUGCGAAAUGUGUGGGAUGGUUGGUGUCAGAGAUGCCUUUUACUCUAAAACGAAGCGUUUCUGCAGUGUUUCCUGCUCAAGAAGUUACUCAUCGAACUCAAAGAAGGCCAGCAUUCUGGCCAGACUUCAGGUAACGGGAAAACCUCCAACUAAGAAGGCUAAAGUGCUACAAAAACAACCUUUAGUUGCUAAAUUAGCUGCAUAUGCUCAAUACCAAGCGACGGUACAGAACCAAUCAAAGACUAAAACAGCAUCUGUUCCAGUGGAAGGUUUCAAUUGGGGCAACUACAUCAAUAGCAAUAGUUUCACAGCAGCUCCUGUUAACUGUUUUAAACAUGCACCUAUGGGGACUUGUUGGGGUGACAUCUCAGAAGGUGUGCGUGUAGAAGUUCCUAACUCAGACUGCAGUCUACCUACCAAAGUCUUCUGGAUUGCUGGAAUUGUGAAAUUAGCAGGUUACAAUGCUUUACUAAGAUACGAAGGCUUUGAAAAUGAUUCAAGUCUUGACUUCUGGUGUAACAUCUGUGGUCUUGAUAUCCAUCCGGUUGGUUGGUGUGCAACCAGUGGGAAACCUCUAGUGCCACCUCGAUCUAUUCAGCACAAGUACACAAACUGGAAAGCUUUCCUGGUGAAACGACUCACUGGUGCCAAAACUCUUCCUCCUGACUUCUCUCAGAAGGUGUCGGAAAGCAUGCAGUAUCCUUUCAAGCCUUCUAUGAGAGUAGAAGUUGUAGAUAAAACACAUCUUUGCCGAACACGGGUAGCAAUUGUAGACAGCGUAAUAGGAGGCAGGCUAAGAUUAGUAUAUGAAGAAAGUGAAGACAAAACAGAUGACUUCUGGUGCCAUAUGUACAGCCCACUCAUUCAUCCCAUUGGUUGGUCUCGAAGUAUAGGACAUCGGUUCAAAAGAUCUGAUGUCGCCAAGAAACAGGACUCUCACUUUGAUGCACCCCCACAUUUAUUUGCUAAGGUAAAAGAUACUGAGUCAAGUGGAGAAUGGUUCAAGGAGGGAAUGAAAUUGGAAGCCAUAGAUCCGUUAAACCUUUCUGCAAUAUGUGUGGCAACGAUUAGAAAGGUACUAGCAGAUGGAUAUCUUAUGAUUGGAAUUGAUGGCUCUGAGGCAGCAGAUGGCUCUGACUGGUUUUGUUACCAUGCCACCUCCCCUUCUAUAUUCCCUGUUGGUUUCUGUGAAAUUAACAUGAUAGAACUAACUCCACCCCGAGGUUAUGCAAAGCUACCUUUCAAAUGGUUUGACUACCUCAGGGAAAUGGGUUCUGUAGCAGCCCCUGUGAAGCUCUUUAACAAGGAAGUUCCAAACCAUGGGUUUCAUGUCGCAAUGAAAUUAGAAGCUGUGGAUCUCAUGGAACCUCGUCUAGUAUGUGUGGCCACAGUAACACGCAUUAUCCAUCGUCUGCUGAGGAUACAUUUUGAUGGCUGGGAAGAUGAAUAUGAUCAAUGGGUAGAUUGUGAAUCUCCUGACCUCUAUCCUGUAGGAUGGUGUCAGCUAACUAGUUACCAACUACAGCCUCCUGCAUCACAGUCAUCGAGAGAUAACCAGUCAAGUUCAUCAAAGCAGAAGAAAAAGUCUAAGUCACAACAGUAUAAAGGACACAAAAAAAUAUCUUCACUGCAGCUGAAGGAGGAGUUGCUAGAUGGAGAGGAAUUCAACUUUCUUCAAGGCGCAUCUGAUCAGGAAAGCAAUGGGUCAGCCAGCCACUACAUCAAACAAGAACCCUAAGGGCAAAUCAGGGCAGGAUGGUACAAAAAGAGCUUUUCUUCAAGACUGACCUUCCCAUUCUGAUGAUACAGUUUGAUGGCUUCUACUAAGGGCACUUUGCUAACUGCAGAUAAGAUUUCAAUUCAGAAUUUUUGGAGGACGAGGAAACUAUUUUAGUGGAAAAAAAGAUUUUUCAAUUUAUUAAAAAAAAAGUUGACACUUUUGUGUUGUAUCUGAAGCUUUUAAAAGAAUUUUUGUAAUAUUUUCGAGUUCAGAUUUAUUGUGCAUUGUUAAAAAAAAUUCUAAUUUUUUGGUAAAAAUUAAAAGCGUAACUAUAGCAGGAUUGCAGGAAACCCUUUGAGGAGGAUGAGGUGGUAGUAUAGUCAAACACAAAUGAACUGUUUGUAACAAGUGAACCUUCUGGUACAAGCUGGGAGAUUCUGAAUUUGAAAGCUACACUAGUCAUAUCCUGUCUUUUCCACAGUGAAACAAUGAGACUUGAGUCUUAGGGUGGUGAAAUAUACCAAAAUAGGUUGAAAGAUUGGAGUCUGAAAAGAAUUUCUCCUAGAAGUGGCAACAUUACUGACAACUGUCUGCUUAAAGAUUCUGGAGCAUCAAGCCCUGGCCCAACCUUUGGUGAGAUUAUUGGGUGUUGGACUGGAUACUGCUGCAUUGUGGUUUCUUGUUCAUAUUUUAUGACUUGGGAUAUUCACAGAAAUUAUCAGCAAAGCUUCAACUGGUUUCAACUGGUUUCAACUGCAGAGGAUAUAAGAUUAGGACCUUUUUUCUUGUGCAAGGAAAGGGAGACAGACUCAAAAGGCCCUUUUCUACCAACAUGUUCACAAGCUUACUUUCCAUCCUAGUGGAAAUCACAGCCACUGAAGAGGUAAAGGCUGGGAAGAAGGACAGAAUUCUGCUUCGAAACACAGCAUUUUGCUUCCUCACACAUUGAGAAAACCCUUUAGCUUGUUAAGAAUUGAGCUGGCUUGCUUAAAGAUGGCUUCAGCGCUGCUUUAGGCAUCAUAUUUUUCUUGACUUGGCUGCUGAUACCAUUGUCAAGCAAACUGUUUUCAAGAGUUUGUACUGACUGGUGUGACAAGGAUGCUGAGUUACCUGGAAACUUUUCCCAGUGAGUCAAAUCUGUGUGGAUAUUAACAGAUAGCUUCAUUCACAGAAUUUAAUAUGUUGACAUUUCCACUCUGCAGUGUUGUGACAGGAUGAUGUGUGUCAAGAGUUUUGCUUUUACCAGUAAGGUUCAUUAACUAAACUCUCAGGAAUUAACUGCUUAUGUUCUGUAACUGCUUCUGGGUCAUAGCAAGUCCUCUUUAGAGCAGUAUAAAUGUCGAAUUCUUGACUCUAGGGUAGAAUUUAGAAGAAAUUAAUCCUGUAGAUUAACCUCUACACCCUUUAAGCCUAAUGCUUUACGACUAGCAACUCAUAAAGCCCCAGAGACAAUUUUUUGGCAUAUAAAUGUUUUGAAUUUUUAAGAAUGCAUAGAAAGUUGAAAACCAGCAAUUUUGAUUCCUUUCUUAAUUAACUUGCUCUAUUGUUGGGUACAUACCAUUGGUGAUAUGCAAAGGUUUACCACAUUCUAUGCAAGAGGGGAUAAUGGUUUAAAAUUUUGUAGUAACUACUGGAAGUACAUUUUUUUCUGUAUAGUACAGGAAUGUAUGAGAACUUUUUCUUGUCAAUUUUUUUCUUCAUAUAGCUGGGCCAUUUUUGAAAACUGCUUUAUGUAUACAUAUUUUUUAAACUUGAGUAUCAGGUGUCAAAUACUGGUGAAUUUAGGUGGCAAUUACAUAUUUUAAAUAUGUUCAUGAUCCAGCAAAGUGUGAGGGUAAAUCCUGGCUUAACUGGUCUGCCUUUUCUUUUUCUCCCCCUGGAUAGAAUGCCCUCCCUUCUUCCAUAAGUGCUGCAUUGCAGCUCUUUUUGAAACUUCUCCAGUUUAGAAAGCAUCUGCUAAUGCCACAAAAGAGGGCUGCUCUUGGGGGAGGUGAGUAAAAAGUAGUUGGUGUGUGUGUGUGUGUGUGUGUGUGUGUGCACGCACGCGCAUGCACACACAUACACAUGCAUACAGUUCAUUGGAUCACAACCAAUAUUUUAAAGUCAUGGUCAAGACUGUCCUGCAAUCUCUUCCUUUUCCUUCCUACCUUCUUCCUUCCAAAAGUUUUACUUUAGAACAUUUCUUUUAGGCCAGUGACUCCCAAAAUGAAGGUGGCCCCAUAUCAUCAGACCAUCAAUUCCUCCGGAUAGAAUGACCUAAAUGGCAAAUGGGGAGACUCCACAGGGAAUUGUAACCAUGACAUGUCAGUGAUCACAUCUUCUUUCCAUCUUAAAGUGUAAUCCUAUCAAACUUGUCCACACAUAAUAGACAUGAUAAACUCUAUGCAGGACAGGUAGGACCAACGCUGAAGUGCUCAACGGCCAACAGUGUGGUACUAGUGUUGUCCUACAGGCUGACUUUGAAGUACUUAAUAUUAUAACUUGUAAAAGUAUUUCUUCUGAUUUUAGUAGGGACCACUUGCGUACCUAAUACUGCUCAAUGUGAAAAAGAGAUACAGAACAAGGCCCAUACAAGUCUCAUGAGGAAGAGAAGGCCAGAGUGAGAGCCAGGAUGUGUGUAUCAAUUGAUUCUUGUAUAGUCAUAAAAUCCAAACUUGAGUUUGAACCAAUGCAACACACCCUCUAAGUGGAGUUACUCCCCUUUUUCCUGACAUAUGCUUUGUAUCUUUAUACCUAUAUGAUGGACAGAAAUUUAGAAGGUGCAACUUUCCUCAUCACUGCACUUUUUAUACUUGGAAAACUUCGCAUGUUAAAUUUCUGCCAGUCAUGCAGCUGUAAAGGCACAGAGCCUUUGUCAGGAUUGAAGACGGCAACCCUACUUCUACCUCUGUUGAAUAUGGCAGCUCCUGGAAAAUCCUUAGCUAUACAUAAUCCCUACUACAUCAGCCCAGAAAGUGAACCUGAACCAGUCUCAGAAUAUCCUGCUGGACCUUUUCAGACCUGGAAUCAUGUUGCAGGGUGAUAAAACUUCAUUAGUACUAUGUUAUGAGUCCUCAGGUUUUUGGAGGCAGAUCUGCAGAUUUAUAUCAAGUUGGUGGCACUGCCAAACUUCCUCGAUUUUCCCAUUUCUGCCUGUGGGUAAAAUUCUAAAUCCUGAUACAUAUGAUAGAAAUUUUAAAUAUGAAAAAGUGACUUCUAUUAAAAUUCCUUCUAAUUUAAAUGCCAUGAAGCUUUUUUGAACAAGUCCAUGUUGCAGAUUAGUUGCCUAGGAGUCAGUUUUAUUUCUUGGUACUGAUUCUGAGCAACAUCUCUGUCUAGCCUCUUAACACAGCAGACUGGGUGGCAGUGAGCUUUAGUACUGGUUUAAUUGCUUUGGUAUGCAUGCAUUUUGGUAUAAUUUAGCUCUAAGAACAUUCUCUUUUUAUGUUACUGUGAACUAAAUGCAAACAAAUUGGGAUUGUGUUGGGGUGGGAAGUCAGUCAGGGGUUUGAGGCCUGUACUGAUGCUAAGAGUCAGCCAAUAAUUUCAGUAUUUGGCACAAGGCAGGAAUUUUUUUUAACAAGAAGGCACCACAGACAAGGUAAGUUACAUUGUAAGUGCUCCUUCUUUCUGCAUCUCAGAAUUUUACAGCUGACCUUUUUUCAUGUUUUAAAUUUCCUUGCUGAAUCUGAGGAAAGCAAAAGCAGUUAUCAACUUCUUGUUCUAUUGAUACUAACACGGGUUUCAGUGUUUGUUUGUUUUUAUUGUUGUCAUUUUUAUGUGAUGUGUACACCUUCUCCCAUCAAUAUUUGUAUUAUGGUGCUAAUAUAUUUGGUAACAAUCCUUUAUUGGAUAGGGAUUAAAACUGUGAUUAAAUUGAUUUUUUUUUUUCUUUUUAAUUUUCAUAUUUAAGUCUCAGCCAUUUAUAAAAAAAAAAGAACAAAAAAGCAUCAACUUCUGCCUCUGGGAAAACUAUCGGGACAGAAGUUUAAAAAAAUUGAAUAGGGUUUUUACAUCAGUUCUGUAUGUAUUUGAUAUAUAGAUCAAUAUCUGUAUAAAUUCAAUCUUUUAUUUUCUUGGUAACUUGUGUGGUCAUAUGGGAGCAUUUUAAAACCUCUAAUGAAAUGUACAUAACUCAGUGAAAAAUGCUUUUGAAGAAAUUAAUGUUACUUUCAUUUUUACCAGACUGCAGAUUUUCAAGCAUGGAUGUGAAAAAGCAUUAAAAUUAUAACUUUGUGUACAAGAUGAAAAUAAUUCACUAAAUUUGCCUUUUUUACACAAAAUAAAAAUGUUAAAGUAAAA